AUGAAUAAACCUGAUAAAGAGAAAAAGUACGCUAAAAGAUCUUUUACUAUAAAACAAAAACAAAAGUGCUGGUCUAAAGCAAGAAUGGUUGAAGGGAGGCAUCCAGACCGAUGGCGAUAUGAUCCACUUGGCAAUUUAGUCUGCAAUGCUCUUAGAGGCUGCUUACUCAUCCAAUGUGAGCGAACAAAUAUGUUUGUUCGCUCACGGAGAGGGUUAAUUGUUUUUUUAAAAAAAUUAUAUAGUAAAGCUUUUGUUUUUAAAAAUUAAAAUAUCCUAACUCUUUAAAGCAAAUAUUAAUUUAAUUUGUAAUAUUUAUGUUUUAAAAAUGAAAGCUUUUUAAAAUAAAACAGAAUUAGCUAGAGAUUUCAUUAUAUUAAUUAUCAAUUAUAUAUCAAAUAUUUUUUCAUAAAAAAUUUUUAUAUUAAAAACAUUUUGUUCGCUUGCGGAGGGUGGGAUUUUUAUCGAUAAUAGAAAUUUUCCCAUGGUUUUGUUCGCUCACGGAGGAGGGUUAGGUCCUCUAUGUCAUGAGUAUGACCACAUUUAUCCUUAUUCGCGAGGUGGCAAAACCUCGUCAAAAAAUUGCCAAAUCCUACAAACUAGAGUAAAUAGAUAUAAAAGCAAUCUCAUCAUGACUGAGGAAGAGCUUUCGUCUGCCAAUUUUAACAUGAAAUUUUCAGAAGACGAUCUUGAUACAAUUGAGAAAGCUGUUUACGGGGAUAUACAAAAAGUAUUUGAGUUUUAA
Molecule: messenger RNA, 742 nt
Organism: Blepharisma stoltei
Lineage: Eukaryota; Ciliophora; Heterotrichea; Heterotrichida; Blepharismidae
Source: the annotation of a GenBank genome assembly